This is a messenger RNA of Verruconis gallopava, 369 nucleotides long. RefSeq lists its product as uncharacterized. Bases 1 to 369 code for a protein of 122 amino acids. The transcript has a single exon. The record is from RefSeq and is a predicted model, not a curated record. Lineage: Eukaryota; Fungi; Ascomycota; Dothideomycetes; Venturiales; Sympoventuriaceae.
AUGGAGACCAUGUGGCAGCAGGACCUUUCUAGAAAACAGGACGGCCAGCGCUGGGCGCAGUUUCGCGGGAUCGCUCUAUAUGUAGCACGGCUGACCGGUGGCUUGGGACGCGACGACCCGCUUCCGCGGAUAAAAUCGAGUCAACGUUCUGACAGUUCAGAUGAGGGGACGGCCGCCGCCCCCAGACACAACCCUCUCUUGCGCGACGAUUCGCCAAUGGCAUCGUCGGGGCCGCUUAGCGACGGGCUCACGAGCCGGCCGGUCGCGUCUGGUUCUGUGCAUGGCGUGCUUGUGGUCGAGCUACUGCUUCCAUCCCACCGAAGUGCGCUAGAAGCAACGCUGGUGCGGUCGCCUAGGCCAGCGUCUUGA